GGGAAAAUAACAGUCCAAGAAGUCAUAGAGGAGGAAAACAGGACCAUAUUUAUGGCCUGCAUGUAAACAUAUAGAGAGAAGAUGAUCUACAUCAUUAUGGGAGUCUCAGGCACAGGAAAAAGCACUUUAGGGAAGUCCCUGUCUGAAAAGCUUGGCUGGCCCCUGCAUGAAGGGGAUGACUUCCACCCUCAGGAGAACAUUGAGAAGAUGGUUCGUGGAGAGCCGCUGACAGACCAGGACAGGCUUCCUUGGCUUCUAAAACUACAUGAAGUGAUUCAGAGGGAAAGGAGCUCGGGCUCCGACGCGCUGGUGGCGUGCUCCGCUCUGAAGCGUCACUACAGGCAGAUCCUCCUCAACGGCUCCAAAGCUCUCACGCUCUCCUCUGGCCCAGACCAAGAAGUCCUUCCUCCUGCUUUUCCAGACGUCUUUUUUCUCUUUCUACACGGCAGCUACGACCUCAUUCACCAGAGGAUGGUGGCCCGGAGGGGACACUACAUGAGGGCGGACCUCCUGCGCUCUCAGUUUGACGUUCUGGAGCCUCCGGUGGACGAGGAGAACGUGCUGCCGCUGGACAUCAGGAGGAGCAUCGCUGAUAUGGUCAUGGAAGUAGAAAAGCACUUCCUCAGCUGCAUGUCGACUGCAGUGAUGUUGUGAACCAAGAGGAGUCCGUUCAGGUUGCAGCUGGAAAAACCUCUGGCUGGACUGUUGUGAUCAUGAUGCUGACUUUGGUUUCCUCUAAACUCAACCAGGAACUUAAUAUUCAAACAUAACGUAAUAUAAAAUUAUAUGGCUGCUUAAAAAAAAUGAAUAAUUUAAACAUUAGAAUCAUUUAUAAUCCAAGUGAUUAUGAAGGGUCCAUAAACUCUAAAGAAUUGUGUUUUUUACUCUUAUUUCAGAAGCAAUUGAACAGAUCAGAUCGUUUGAUGCCUGAUGAACAAAUCUCUCAUGAACUCUGACCAUUCUUCUGAUUGACCAUGACUUGAACCUUUAAUAGACCAAAACUUUGAGUCUGUUACGACUCGGUUCGGAGGCUCCGGUGCAGACGACACAGGAGAUCAGAUGGCGGGUGACAAAACU
Salarias fasciatus (jewelled blenny) is the source of this 1077-nucleotide messenger RNA. Its product is annotated as probable gluconokinase. The record is from RefSeq and is a predicted model, not a curated record. Lineage: Eukaryota; Metazoa; Chordata; Actinopteri; Blenniiformes; Blenniidae. Gene Ontology annotation, cellular component: cytoplasm. Gene Ontology annotation, molecular function: gluconokinase activity. Bases 82 to 654 code for a protein of 190 amino acids. The transcript is spliced from 6 exons.